CGCGUACAUGGCAGCGUCCCGGCAGUUUGGUUUCUUCGUCCGGUGAGACAGGUGAAGGGGUUAUUACUUAUUUCGUGUACCUAUUCCAUUGUAGUACUUGCUACUCGCGACCGUUCGGCAUUUAAAAACACAAUGGCGUCAAAACAAUAGUGUUUUUAUUUUAUUUAUUUAUUUACAUUACAAAAGUGCGCGCUAUCCGAUUGACAAGUGUUUGUUUAUAAUAUUACAACAGUAACUGUGCCGAAGUAGAGCGUCGUGCUCGGACGAACUGGAUUAAAUUGUAUACAAACGAGGUGCGAUUAUCUGUGACAAAUAUAUAAUGUUAUAAUGAUGAUGCAUUCAAAAUCUCACGACUCCAACGACCGUAGGCCCAUGGAUCGUUCAGUUAUAAUUAUUAUGAGGUCGUCCCCGGGUUAAUAUUUUCUGACUAUCCAAGUGUUGUUGGGUCACACAUCACUAUGUUAGUGCUCUAUGUCACCGCUCUGUUCUUGUCAUUGGCGCGUUCAGUGCUACCGUAUUUGCUGGUGGUCACCGAUACAGAUUCACCGGGAUUAGUGUUGUUUGACGGUGGCACUCCGUUCUAUGGACGACCGCCAAGGCGAUACUCAUUGAAUGCAGAAAAAAAUGCCGAUUUUGUAUCAAAUUUGUUGCGUGUUGAUCACUAUACGGGAUCAGUUAUACUAGAAAGGCCGCUAGAAUGUGAUGGAUUCAAGUACCCGGACGUGUUCACAUUAUAUGUGGAUUCUACGUCUAACGAUACGUUGGAAUACAUGUCUGUUCCCUUGAGAAUAGUCAUUAAAGGAUGCGAAAACAAUAAAGUUGAUAAUGAAUUGGAUUCUCGUGUUGAACUAGCAAAAAAACUUUCAAGUAAAACACUCGUUUCAGUUGUUUUAUCAACAGUAAAUCUGAAAUCUGGUACCGGCGUGUCUACUGGUGAAUUAGAUCAAAAAUGUUGGCGUAAAAGUGAGUUUGUAGCUCCGCUUGGUUCUUCUGUUAUACCACAAAGCAUCUUUAACGAAUGCAACGUGCGGUAUAUUGAUGUCAGUGAUACUAGAUUUAAUGUGGAAUCAAAAAACGGUGAUUUGGUUGUGUCUGAAAACUUUUGCUCAACACUUGACCCAAUGUCGAUUAUUGUUAUGAUUUCUUACAAUUGUGAUAUAAACAGUGAAAUUGUGUCUCCUUCUGAACACUACAUAAAGAUGAUACUUUGGCAUAAACGUAGCCUAACAGAGAUUGGUCGAGUGCGAAGGGAUGUUGAAAUGGCCGAUAGUGGACUUCAAUUUGAAAGAAGUCUUUAUGUUGCUAGUGUAGGAGAAGAACUCCCAUCUGGAACAGUCGUUUGUAGUGUGCACGCGAGGAGUAUGCCACCUAAUAAUAAUCAGAUAGAAUACCAAAUGAGUCCGAUUAUAGAUACUAGAUCACAUGCAAUGUUUACCAUUGAUCCUAAUUCAGGUUUAGUCUCUACAUUGGUGUCAUUAGACAGAGAAUUUAUGGAUGUUCAUUAUUUACGAGUAAUUGCCAUAGAUACUUCAUCCCAUCCAUCUACAGCAACUACUACCCUUCAAGUAAAUGUAGUUGAUGCAAAUGAUCAUUCUCCCAUUUUUGAAUCGGCAUCUGGCAUGUAUGAAGCUUCAGUAAGGGAAUCUGUUUCAAUCGGCACAGUUAUUAUUACUAUCAGAGCUACGGACCUUGAUAUUGGACUAAAUUCUCAGAUUGAAUAUUCCAUUGAAAGCAUAUCGGGUGGUGGCUUAAAUGCUAGCGCUGAAGAAACUUUUGGAAUAGAUCUCCGUAGUGGCGUCGUUAGUGUUAGACGCAAUUUAGAUCGAGAAGUUUGUGAAGUAUACACUGUUAUGAUAAAAGCAAGUGAUCAAGCAACACCACCAUCACCGCGGAAGUCUGCUAUCGCGACACUAGUCGUGAGGGUUUUGGACGACAAUGACAAUUACCCACAGUUCUCUGAAAGAGCAUAUACAGUUAACAUUCCUGAAGAUUUAAGUCCUAAUCAAAGGCCAGUGAUUGCUACUAUAAAAGCUACUGACACUGAUCAGGGUUUAAAUGCUGUUGUGAGGUAUGCCAUAAUUGGAGGAAAUACACAAGGUCAGUUUUCAAUUGACAGUCAAAACGGAGAAGUUUCAUUAGUGAAAUUGUUAGAUUAUGAAGUCAUGAGAAGCUAUAGGCUUAUGAUAAGAGCUCAAGAUGGUGGAAACCCAAGUCGUUCAAAUACUACCCAGUUGUUGGUGAACGUUAAAGAUGUUAACGAUAAUCCUCCUAGGUUUUAUACGUCACUUUUCCAAGAAUCUGUUUUGGAAAAUGUAGCUGUAGGGUAUAGUAUAGUGAGAGUUCAGGCAUAUGAUGCGGAUGAGGGUGAAAACGCUGCAUUAAAGUAUCGUAUAUCACCGAAAGAUUUUGAUGGGGCAUCUGCAGAAAACUUGCCAAUAGCUGUGGAUGAAAAAAGUGGCUGGGUGUACACCACUAGUUUAUUAGAUCGUGAAACUAACUCAAAGUAUCAGUUUCAAGUAGUAGCUGAAGACGGAGGUGAUCCACCCAAAACGGCCACUGCUAGUGUUGUGGUGACUAUUCAAGACGUCAAUGACAAUGAACCAAUAUUUAAUCCAAAACAAUAUGAAGUUAUAAUUAGUGAAGAUUCACCACCAGGAACACCUCUUACAACAGUCGUAGCAACAGAUCCUGAUGAAAAUCCAAGAUUGCAUUAUGAAAUAUCCAGUGGAAAUUCAAGAGGAAGAUUUGCCAUUGCAACUCAUAGUGGCAAAGGUUUGGUGACAGUAGCUCAACCGCUGGACUAUAAACAGGAAAAACGUUUUAUAUUAUCUGUUACUGCAACCGAUGCAGGAGGUUUAUACGACACUGCUACCAUAUAUGUGAAUAUCACUGACGCUAACAACUUUGCUCCAAUUUUCGACAAUGCACCAUAUACUGCUAGUGUAUAUGAAGACGCUCCAGUCGGUACAACCGUUCUUGUUGUGUCGGCUACUGAUGGUGAUGUUGGUCAAAAUGCUUUGAUAAGUUAUUCGCUCGCAAGUGGUUAUGGUGAUGCAUCAGAAUUUACUAUAAAUGCUCAGAGUGGUGCAAUUGUUACCACCAAACCUUUGGACCGUGAAGUCCAAAGUGGGUUUUUACUCACUGUUACGGCUCGUGACGGAGGCAACCCUCCACUUUCUGACACCACAGAUGUCGAAAUCUCAAUUACUGACAUUAAUGAUAACGCACCUCAGUUUUUCAAUGCAUCAUAUUACGGAUCAGUGUCUGAAGACGCUCUUACUGGAACAAGUGUUCUCCAAGUGAGCGCUUCAGAUGCAGACUCCGGUCUAAAUGGGAGAAUUAAGUAUGCCUUAGAUGAUGGUGUAGAAGCAUUCGUUAUAGAUCCAACUUCAGGCAUACUAAGAACAGCUGCUUCAUUAGAUAGGGAAAGCAUUCCUCAAUAUAACAUUCAUGUUUUUGCCAUUGACAAAGGUUCACCUUCUUUAUCUACAGCUGUUCCUGUGACAAUACGUAUUGAAGACGUAAACGAUUCACCGCCAAUUUUCGAAUCUGAUAAAUUAGUUAUGUAUAUUGCUGAAAACUCUCCUAUUGGAUCAACUGUUGGUGAACUUUAUGCUAAAGAUCCUGAUGAAGGACCCAAUGCAUCCGUUCAAUAUUCAAUUAUUGGUGGCGAAGAUGCAAGUAGUUUUUCUCUUUUAAGAAGACCUGGCCUCGAUAAAGCUGAAUUAUUAACGUCUGUUGAACUUGAUUAUGAAUCAAACAAAAAAAAGUUUGAACUAGUUGUUAGAGCUUCAUCUCCUCCAUUGCAUUCUGAUGCACCAUUGACGGUUUACUUGACUGAUGUGAACGAUAAUGCACCUAGGCUUUCAGAUUUUCAAGUUAUUUUCAAUAAUUUCAAAAAUUAUUUUCCUACUGGUCCUUUUGGUCAAGUUCCUGCUUUUGAUGCUGACGUGUCAGACAAACUUGUAUAUCAAAUAAUAUCCGGAAACAACGCUAAUUUAGUGCAAUUAAACGAAUCCAACGGGAUGCUCACAUUAUCACCACAAUUGAAUACUAACGUUCCUAAAAUUGCUUCUAUGGAAAUAUCUGUUACCGAUGGAGUAAACGAAAUAAAAGCUACCAUGACCCUAAUAGUGCGUUUAGUUACUGAAGAAAUGCUUUUUAAUUCAGUUACUGUCCGAUUAGCCGACAUGACUAAAGAAGCCUUUUUAUCGCCGUUACUAGAAUUUUUUGCGUCUGGUUUAGCAGCAAUUAUUCCUUGCCCUAGAGACAAUAUUUACAUAUUCAGCAUACAAGAUGACACCGAUAUCGACGGACGAGUGUUAAAUGUUAGUUUUUCAGCUAAACAGCCAGACGGGGUUUUCUAUUCUCCACAGUAUUUGCAAGAACGUGUAUAUUUAAAUCGAGGAAUACUCACUCGACUAUCAACUGUGCAGAUAUUGCCUUUUGAAGACAACUUGUGCGUAAGAGAACCGUGUUUAAACUUUGAACUUUGUUUGACCGUUUUGAAAUUUGGAAACGCUUCAGCAUUCAUCAAUAGUGACACUGUGUUAUUCCGACCUAUUUAUCCAGUCACCACAUUUGCAUGCCAAUGCCCGCACGGCUUUACAGGCAGUCAAAAGUAUUAUUUAUGCGACACAGAAGUAGAUUUAUGUUAUUCAAAUCCUUGCAAAAACGGAGGGAAAUGUCAUAGCAAGGAAAGUGGUUAUACUUGCAUUUGUCCAACUCGUUUCACUGGAGAAAAUUGUGAAAUAAGUCUCAACCACGAUCAAUGUAGACCUGGUAUUUGCCAAUCUGGUGCCACUUGUACACCAUUAAAAAUUGGAGGUUUUUCAUGCGAUAACAAUUGUUCUCCAGCCGGUACAUUUGAAUAUUAUGAUGAAAUCUGCAGGCUUCGAUCUCGAGGAUUCCCCAAGUCUUCGUUUUUGACUUUUCCUUCUUUGAAGCAAAGAUACCGUUUACAUAUAUCUUUGAAGUUUGCAACAUUAGAAGAAUCCGGUAUACUGCUGUACAACGGGCGCUACAACGAACGUCAUGAUUUCAUAGCAUUAGAACUUGUUGAAGGAGGUCGCGGUGUACAAUUUUCCUUCUCUUUAGGUUCUGAAAUAACCUAUGUAACUGCAUACCCUCCUAAGGGUGUUGCUAAUGAUGGGCUUUGGCAUACUGUUACAAUUUCUUACAUCAACAGGAGUGCGACUAUAAGUUUGGAUGACUGUGAUGUUCCUCUGACUGUGAAGUAUGGUACAUUGCUUGGAUAUACUUGUGCAAAUGUUUCUACUCAAGUUUUAGAAAAAAGAUGUGAAAUAUUGACCGAGAGCUGUCAUCGGUUUAUGGAUCUUACGGGACCUCUUCAAAUUGGCGGUCUGCCCAUACUACCGGAUUCCACUAGUUUUCAGGUUAAAAAUAAAGAUUUCAUUGGAUGCAUAUCUGAUGUGUACAUAGAUUACAAACUUCUUGACCUAAACAGUUUCGUGGCUGAUAACGGUACUGUCCUUGGUUGUGCAGAACGUAAAUCGUUGUGUGUGGAGAAGCCUUGUAAAAAUGGUGGAAGCUGCACAGAUCACUGGGGAACAUACAAAUGUGACUGCCCUGAACCAUGGGGAGGAAAAGACUGUAGUCAAUCACUUAGAGCUCUUUGGCAGUUUUCUGGUGAUGGCAUUGUAGCUUUUAACCCAUUAUUACGUACUAUUCAGUUUCCUUGGUACACGUCAUUGUCGUUGAAAACUAAAAAAGCAAAUUCUCCAGUAAUUUCUAUAAAUAUUGGACAAAACACUACAGCUCGAGUUUAUUUGGAAAGUGGAUAUAUUGUCUAUAUUGUUGAUGGCCAAAGAGCAGUGUUCAGCAGUGUUCCAAUAAAUGAUGGAAACUGGCAUAAUCUAGAAAUUGUGUGGCAAAAUACAGGCGGGGUCAAGUUUGUGCUUGAUUAUGGUUUACGAUCUGUGGUCAAAACACUAAACGCUAAACUUCAAGGACAAUUUGUUGGAAAGAUUCAGCUAGGAAAUUUCAAUGAAGACUUAACUGACGUUGAUGAAAAUACAGGAUUUAAUGGUUGUAUAAAAGAUGUGCGAAUUGGACAUAGCGGGGGAGCUACAGUUUUAGAAAUUCCCGAAAUGAUGGUACGUGUCAGGGAAGAUUGUGAACAAGAAAAUCCGUGUACUUCCAACCGAUGUCCAUUGCACAGUGAAUGCAUACCGUCAUGGCAUAACUAUACUUGCAAAUGUCACACUGGUUUUGUUGGAACAACAUGUGUAGGCGUAUGUGAUACCAACCCUUGUGAAAAUAAUGCUUUGUGUGUGGAAGAUCAAAAAAGUUUACGAGGAUACAGUUGCCAGUGCAAUUCAUCUGUAUUUACAGGUGAGUAUUGUGAAAACGAGCUCCAGGAAUCGUGUCCAAUAAGCUGGUGGGGACAUCAUCGAGGAGUUUGUGGACCGUGUAACUGUAUGGUGGACAAUGGUUAUAAUCCGCAUUGUAACAAAACUACUGGUCAAUGUUAUUGCAAGGACAACCAUUACACACCUCACAAUUCUGACAAAUGCUUAGAGUGUGGCUGUUAUAAUGUUGGUUCUUUUGAUCGAUCUUGUGAUUUGGUUUCUGGGCAGUGCAAGUGUCGUCCAGGUGUGAUUGGACGGAAGUGCGAUAAAUGUCCAAACUCUUAUGCUGAAGUCACAUUAAACGGCUGUGAAGUGAUUUAUGACGGUUGUCCAAAAAGUAUUGCUGGUAACAUUUGGUGGCCAAGAGCAAAAUGGGGUGAAUUAUUCACUGAAAAUUGCCCACCCGGUUCAACAGGAAAAGCUACAAGGCUGUGUCAAAGUCUAAUGAACGGAUGGCAAAAUCCUGAUGUUUUCAAUUGUACUUCAAACUCAUUUAUUGAACUUCAACGACUUCUGAAUGAAUUGGAAUCAAAAUCAAUGAAAGUUACCACCUUUGUCGCAGUUAGCAGUGCUAAUAGUCUUUACAAGGCAGUUAACAAUACUCGUGAAUUACAUGGUUCUGAUGUGCUUAUCGGUCAAAAAUUAGUACGACAUUUAUUAUCCCAUGAAGGCUCGUUGUCGGGUUUAAACUUGACACAUAGUCAAGAUAAGGAUUAUAUAUUUAACUUGGUAAUGGCCGCAAGUCGCCUACUAGACUUAAGUGAAAUUGACCAUUGGCAGCACAUAAAUAUCUUAACGUCUGAGGGACCGUUUGGUUUGAUGGAUAUGAUUAAUAACUAUAUGGCAACUUUAUCAACUACUCAACAUGAUACUUAUACGGAUCCAUUUGAAGUGGUCACUCCUAACAUUGUUGUUGGGUUAGAUGUAGUUUCAGCAGAAAGUUUGUUUGGGUUUGAACCUGAACACGAACAUCCCGAUCUAUCGACUUCUUCUGUAACUCAAGAAAAAGUGAGCUUGCCAGAUUCAUCUAUUCUUCAACCUGCCAUACAAGUUUUAAGUUUAAAACCAGGGUCAGAAAUUUUAGGCUUAAAAAACUUGGGUAGUCCGGUCGUUGUUUUGCCCAAGUAUAAUAACUAUCUUAUGGAUUCCUCAAAAUUUGACAAACACACACAGGUCAUGGUACCUAUUGAUUUAUUGGGAAUUGAACCAGUAAAAUAUGGAACUACUACGACCAGGGGGCAACUGUCGAAAAAUGCUGCGGUAAUUGGUUAUGUGCAGUAUCGUACUCUUGGUGCUUUAUUGCCAAUGCGCCAUGAUGAUACAGUUUUAAAACGAUAUUCUGUAGACCUCCAAGUCGGUUCACCCGUUGUAUCAUUUGUUGCUACUUUGAAUCGUAACAACCCAAAGAGAACGCUGAGACAAGUAAAUGGUAAAGAAAUAUCUGAGCUAUCCAACAUAGUACCAUUGGAUUCACCUGUUCGUAUAAGAAUUUGGCUUAACAAACAUCCUAUCACUAUAAGGUCUAAUCCACAAUGUGUCCGUUGGUCUACUUCACGAGUAGCUGACGGAGAAUGGACUCGAGCUGGCUGUCAUACAGAGCUGCCGGAAGACGACUGGUGGGAAAUGGAUUCAAUUCUCAUUAACUGUACUUGUAAUCAGCUAUCAACCUACGCUGUUCUUACAGAUGUUGUUGACGAACACUACAUAAUUGAAUAUUCCAACUUGGAACUAUUUUCAAUAUUUAUUUCAUUUGGUUUAGCAAUUAUUGCUCUUCUUGUUACUUGCGUGUUGUUGGUCGCUGUACGUGCCGGGACCAAUACGAGCUCAAUAUAUACUCACUUCGCAUUAUGUCUGCUACUUACCCAAUGUGUUUAUUUAGCAGCUACUCAAACAAGAGGAACUCUGUAUACCUUUGAGAUAUGGUGUAAAUUUUGUGCCAUUACCUUGCACUACUUAUGGUUGGCAACAAUCGGUUGGUCGUUAGUUGCUGCGCUUCAUUUAUAUCGCAUGUUGACUGAACUUCGCGACGUCAACCAUGGCCAGAUGGGAUUUUAUCACAGUAUUGGAUACGUCCUACCUGCUAUCAUUGUCAGUUUGUCCGUGGGGGUGCGCAUCAAUCAAUAUGGAAAUUAUUAUUUCUGUUGGUUGUCAGUCUACGAAUCUGUUAUUUGGAGUUUGAUCGGCCCUACUUGCCUUGCUAUUGCCAUUACUGUUAUUGUUUUAUUACUUUGUAUUCGAGCCGCAUUCACCCUCAAAGAUCAUGUUCUCGGCUAUGGAAAUUUAAGGAGUGUUUUGGUUGUGCAAGUAAUUUGUGUGCCGAUACUAGUUGGUGUUUGGCUGCUAGAAGUCGUAGUGGCAUCUGAACGUGACACCCGUCUCAUAUAUACGUUAUGUGCUGCUGUUUGUGGCCAAGGUUGGCUCAUAUUAAUUGGUUUGUGUUAUUCUAACGCCAAGCUCAAGUGUGGAGUCCAUAGUUGUGCUCUGCGACUUAUUGGCAAAGAAGUUCAAGAAAAAAACGAACCAGACUCUGGUAUUGGAGCUGUGUCGCCUCCUACUUUUAGAUCGUCCUUGUCUUAUCGUAACACUGGUGGAGGAGGAGCUGCAGGUACUGAUGCUCCAAGAAGACCCAUGGGCAUAUCUAUGUCGAGUACAACUUCUCGGUCUACUACAAAAACCAGUAGUAGUCCAUACAGAAGUGAUACUCAUUUGAGGAAUACAUCAACGACAACUAGUAAUUACGAUCAUUCUACAUCAGACUUGCCAUCUAGUUACCAUAGAACGCAUCAUACAUCAGAUUCAGAUUCCGAAGGGUCGGGUGAAGGAAGAAGUUUAGACCUAGCUUCAUCGCAUAGUAGUGACGAGGACGACUCGUCUCGUCACCGAGGUCGUAGAAGCAAUGUUUCUUCCACAAGACCUUCAUCAUUCCUACCAAACAUAAAUGAAGAUCCUGGUUUACCACCAUCUCUUAAUGUAAUCACAAAUUCACAGUUGUUCCCUAAUUUAAAGCCAUUAUAUGCUCCGCGGUGGACAAACCAACCAUACCCAACAGUUCAAGAAGAAGACCUCAAUGAAGGACAACAUCGUUGGACAGGAUCAACGAUAUCCGACCCAGAUAAUUCUAUUAUCAACAAUAGAAUGUCUCUCGAACCUCCAUUGUUGAGUGGUGAACAUUUUACUUUUCACCAUAAAAGCUCAACGUUUAAUUCUUUAAAUAAAACUGGAUCAGAUUGUGAUGUUGACGAGAAAGUUAGUCUUGGAGAAAAAUAUUUAUUCCCUUAUACAGCUGAAGAAGAUCAUUGCCAUUCGGCAUAUCGAGACAUGUACGGGGAGAGUCGUAGGGGUAGUGAUUUGUACGGCAUAUCCAUGCCGCCAUCUAUGCCAAGUCGAGGAAGUGAAAACAGUUCAUUGCAUAGCGUUGACAAUAGGUUUGUAACAGCUCGAGCGUAUAGUCAGCCUGUUUCACCAUCCACACACGCUUCCACUUCUACACUAAAUUUGCACUCUAGACAUGGUUACACCAAUGAGUAUGGCAUACAGGAAAUACUGGAGUCCGAGAAGGAUUCGAGUGAAACUCCAGUUUGAAGUUGUGGCCUGAACCAGUACAAAUAAUUUGAUUACCCUUUUUGUAUUCCAUUUCUUUUCUUUAUAUGUUCGUCUUUCAAAUGCAUGUAUAUUAAUCCUUGGCUUGGCAUUGACCCCCUCCCCUCUCUCUUUCUCUCAAUCUAAAUCUCAGUUGAAUGUAUGAGUAUUUUUUUACUUUAUGUAAGUUAAGUGACGUUUAAUUUUUACGUAAAACCAAUGGUCUCAGAACUUUGUACUUAAUUUGUGUUUAUAGUAUUUUUUUACGUGUAUUGUAUGUAACCUUUUUUAUUUAAGCUUUAUAUUUUAAGAUACCUAAAUGCACUGCAAACCUAUUGUAAGGGUUUUAAGAGAUUUUAAGUGGCCAAAGUCCAAACAGUUUAAAAAUACUUGGUUUUAGUUACGUGCAUAUAAAAUGACGUAAUUAAUAUCGGUACUCUUCAAAAAAAUCAUAAAAAUUAUUUUUAAAUUAAUUUAUUUAGUUUUUUAUGCAUCCAAAACACCAGCCCCUUCCAAAAAAAAUGUUGGUUUAGUGAUCACAAGUGUUUAUAUAAUCUUUUUCACUGUGUAACAUCACUUUGGAUCACAAACUAAAAUACAUAUGUUUUUCGAUGAAUGAUGAAUCCGAAUCUGGUGUCAGUUUUGUCUAGCAGGUCUAUUUUUUACUUUUUUGAUACAAAUAAUCAUAGUUAUUUACAAAUUUUGAAGCGAUUUAAAAAACAAACUGACUUGUGAAAACCAUUUUUUUUUUUAAAUGUUCGUUAUACAGUGGUUAUUAUUAUUUCAGUUGCCUAUUACUAUUUUAUAAUGUUUUUCCUCGGAGAAUUCUUAGUACCUUAUUUAUUUCACAAAGAAUUUUAACUUAUUGAUUAAAUGUUUUUAUUUUCUCUUUAAGUUAAAUUUAAGCACAUCUCUCCGAAACCCUGAUUUUGUGUUUGCUCCUUGGGAAACCAAUCAGCUACGCUUUCACUGCCAUAAUCCGUGUGUGCUUUUUUGCGUUUAUGAUACGAUUACGCGUUAAACAUAUAACACUGUAUAUUAUAAUUCUUACAUAUUAUUAUUGUGUAUAUAAAAUUCAUUAAAAUUAUUCUCUCACACGACACAUAUCUCUCAUAGCAUUAUGAAAUAUCAUUGAUACGCUUUACACUAUUCUACUCAUCUCGUUUAUUUUGUGGUCCUAACAAUUUAUUAUAAUUUAGUGCCAUACUAUAAUAUUAUGUUGUAUCCCAGUUGGUCCAAACGUUUGUGAUACUUAGGCCUAAGUACUUUUACGAUUUAUAUUUUAAAUGGAAAUUAAAAGAAAACCCGUAGGUUACCGCGGUACCUAUCUGAUGUCGUUUACAUUAUAAUAUACAUAAGUAGAGUUUUUACAAAUGUAUUUUUUAGUGUCUAAACAAUGGCAUUUACCGUUAUUAAAAAUGCAAGAAAAAAAUCUGACUUCGACGUGCCCCGUGUUUAACGAUAUACUUAUGGGUAAUAAAAAAUAUAAAAAGUUAGUCGAGGUAAUUAAGGAAUGAAAUCACGAGUAUAGAUAAAUACAGUUUUUACAUUUCUUAAAAAAAUUGUAUUUACAUUUUUCUUAUCAUUAAUUUCAAUAUUUGCUCACCUAAUCCUAUCGACCUCGACGUCUUAUUAUUUUUAGACAAAAAUAUAUUAUAUUUUUGAAAAAAUUAUUUAUUUGUACAUGUUUAAUUUUU
Molecule: messenger RNA, 11647 nt
Organism: Adelges cooleyi (spruce gall adelgid)
Lineage: Eukaryota; Metazoa; Arthropoda; Insecta; Hemiptera; Adelgidae
Gene: stan
Product: protocadherin-like wing polarity protein stan
Exons: 39
Coding region: 459-9953 (3164 amino acids)
Biological process (GO): homophilic cell-cell adhesion; G protein-coupled receptor signaling pathway; cell surface receptor signaling pathway
Cellular component (GO): plasma membrane
Molecular function (GO): calcium ion binding; G protein-coupled receptor activity
Source: RefSeq, a predicted model, not a curated record